Molecule: messenger RNA, 1610 nt
Organism: Arabidopsis thaliana (thale cress)
Lineage: Eukaryota; Viridiplantae; Streptophyta; Magnoliopsida; Brassicales; Brassicaceae
Gene: PORA
Product: protochlorophyllide oxidoreductase A
Exons: 4
Coding region: 485-1339 (284 amino acids)
Biological process (GO): chlorophyll biosynthetic process
Cellular component (GO): chloroplast
Molecular function (GO): protochlorophyllide reductase activity
Source: RefSeq, marked reviewed
UAACAUUCACAUUACACUCUUUAAGUCUUAAACGAAACAAUGGCCCUUCAAGCUGCUUCUUUGGUCUCCUCUGCUUUCUCUGUCCGCAAAGAUGGAAAAUUAAAUGCUUCAGCAUCAUCAUCAUUCAAAGAGUCUAGUCUGUUCGGUGUUUCACUUUCGGAGCAAAGCAAAGCUGACUUUGUCUCUUCCUCAUUGAGAUGCAAGGUACCAAACACAAUCUUUUAUGAGUAUUUUUCUUGGAAAAUGAUGUAAUAAUCUAAUCAAUUGAAAUGCUUCUACUUUGUAGAGGGAACAGAGCUUGAGGAAUAAUAAAGCGAUUAUUCGAGCUCAAGCAAUCGCGACUUCAACUCCAUCAGUCACAAAAUCUUCCUUAGACCGCAAGAAAACACUUAGAAAAGGAAACGUGGUUGUCACGGGAGCUUCUUCAGGGCUAGGUUUAGCAACGGCAAAGGCAUUAGCCGAGACAGGUAAAUGGCACGUGAUAAUGGCGUGCAGAGACUUCCUCAAGGCUGAGAGAGCCGCUCAAUCUGCAGGGAUGCCUAAGGACAGCUACACUGUGAUGCAUUUGGACUUGGCGUCUUUGGACAGCGUGAGGCAGUUUGUUGAUAACUUCAGGCGAGCUGAGAUGCCUCUCGAUGUGUUGGUCUGCAAUGCCGCAGUCUAUCAGCCAACGGCUAAUCAACCUACUUUCACUGCUGAAGGGUUUGAGCUUAGCGUUGGGAUAAACCAUUUGGGCCACUUUCUUCUUUCAAGAUUGUUGAUUGAUGACUUGAAGAACUCCGAUUAUCCAUCAAAACGUCUCAUCAUUGUUGGAUCCAUAACCGGAAACACUAAUACAUUGGCUGGUAAUGUACCUCCAAAGGCUAAUCUUGGUGAUUUGAGGGGACUAGCAGGCGGGUUGAACGGGCUAAACAGCUCGGCGAUGAUAGAUGGAGGAGAUUUUGUUGGCGCAAAGGCGUAUAAAGAUAGCAAAGUCUGCAACAUGUUGACAAUGCAGGAGUUUCAUAGGCGUUUCCAUGAAGACACCGGCAUAACUUUUGCUUCCCUUUACCCCGGUUGUAUUGCAACGACUGGUUUGUUCAGAGAGCAUAUUCCUCUUUUCCGUACCCUCUUCCCUCCUUUCCAGAAGUACAUCACAAAAGGUUACGUCUCCGAGUCAGAGGCUGGGAAAAGACUUGCUCAGGUGGUGGCUGAUCCAAGCUUGACGAAGUCGGGAGUGUAUUGGAGCUGGAACAAGACCUCGGCUUCAUUUGAGAAUCAGCUGUCUCAAGAAGCUAGCGAUGUCGAGAAGGCUCGUAGAGUUUGGGAAGUCAGCGAGAAGCUCGUAGGCUUGGCCUAAAAUUUGAUAUGAGAUUUUUCCUCGGUGUUUCAACCUUUGGUUUGGCUUAAGAUGAGAAACAAACAAAAAAGGAGACAUUAAUAAAGCCUGUAACAACUUUGAUUUAGUAGUUGUGUUUUGGCUGAUUCUAUCUGUAAUGAAACAAAUAAUUCCACUUUUCAAGUUUUUUUUGUCAAAGAACAUGAAACAGAGAUUGUAAACUACAAGGAGAAGCAGAGUCAUACAGCUUUAUAACAAAAAGAUUAGAAAUAAAGAGACUCUAAUAUCACCU